Mytilinidion resinicola is the source of this 1546-nucleotide messenger RNA. Its product is annotated as HET-E. The record is from RefSeq and is a predicted model, not a curated record. Gene Ontology annotation, molecular function: protein binding. The transcript is spliced from 2 exons. The coding region runs from base 1 to 1113 and encodes 370 amino acids. Lineage: Eukaryota; Fungi; Ascomycota; Dothideomycetes; Mytilinidiales; Mytilinidiaceae.
AUGGGCUCGGUCGGGAGCAUAGCGUUCUCACCAGACGGUAGCAAGGUGGCGUCAAGCUCUGAUGACAAGACCGUUCGGAUAUGGAACGUCGCCACAGGAGAAGUCGAGCAGACAUUCAGGGGCUACGUAGGCUGCGUAGUGCUCUCGCCGGACGGAAAGAGGGUGGUGUCAGUGUCUGAUGAUGAGACAUUGCGGCUAUGGAACGUCGCCACAGGACAUAUCGAGCAGACGCUAGAAGGCCAUACAGGCCAGGUCCGGAGCGUAGCGUUCUCGCCGGACGGAAAUCGGGUGGCGUCAGGAUCUGAUGACAGUACAGUGCGGGUAUGGAACGUGGCCUCAGGGCAAGUCGAGCAGAUUCUACAAGACCAUGCGGGUAGGGCCUACAGCGUGGCGUUUUCGCCAGACGGCGGUAAGGUGAUAUUAGGGCAUAGCGACCAGACUAUACGGGUAUGGGACGUUACUACAGGAGCAGUCGAGCAGAGGCUAGAGGGCCACGCAGGCUCAAUCUGGAGCUUGGCGUUCUCGCCGGACGGUAGCAAGGUGGCGUCAGGCUUUGGGGAUAAGACCGUGCAGAUAUGGAACAUCGCCACAGGGCAAGUCGAGCAGACACUGCAGGGCCAUACAGGCCAGGUCCAGACCGUAGCGUUCUCGCCGGAUGGAAGUCGGGUGGCGUCAGGAGCUGACGACAGUACAACUAUACGGGUAUGGGACAUUACUACAGGAGCAGUUGAGCAGACGCUAGAGGGCCACGCAGACUCGGUCCUGAGCGUGGCGUUCUCGCCGGACGGUAGCAAGGUGGUGUCAGGCUCUGAGGACAAGACCGUGCAGAUAUGGAACGUCGCCACAGGGCAAGUCGAGCAGACACUGCAGGGCCACGCAGGUCGGGUCUGGAGCGUAGCGUUUUCAACCGACGAUGAUGAUCACCAUUUGGUCUACUCGGUGGACAGAUCGAAGAGUUGGGUAACUUGGAAGGGUUCUAGAAUUUUGUACAUUCCGUUGGACUUCAGAGUGAGCCCAGUUUUUAUGGACAGAAGCACUCUAGUAAUUGUAUCUGCCCAUCAUCAGCUUGGGAUUAUAAGAUUUUGGGCUGGGAUUGAAGCAGGAAUUAUUUAGACCUAUAAUUCCGAUAACUCUCCUUUUGGCGGUUUGGUGGGGGGCGGAGGGGGUUUCUCUAGAUAACGUACCUUUCAAAGGCUUUGCCGAUCUUCUUCUGAAACCCUCUGAGCGCAUUGUCUUUGCCAUGGAUUAGCGGCAUGUAGACAUCGAAUAUGCCUAGUAGCGAGUAUGCCUUGUCUUCGCGAGUGGUCUGGGGAUUUCCUGCCUUCAGCAAUCACUUAUCAUUACCUCGUGAAUUUGUGGCACUAGAUAUCUUUCAUCACCCAGUUAAUUACCUUCUUGGGAAAAGAAAUCGACCGAAAGCGGAGCAAGCAGAAGCUCUUAAAGGGUCCAACCCCGACUAGACCAGCUGCUUUCCCGAAAAGGCUGGCUCCUGAGUAUACUCAAAGAAUUCAUCGCCUUCUUUCCGCUUCGCUGUCGAAACAUCCGA